AUGAACUUUUAUUUGAGUGUGGUCUGUUUUUUUUUCCUAUGUAUUAUUAUAAAAAUAAAAUAUGCAUCAUCAGGAGAAGGUAUUUUUAAGAAUAGGGUUUUAAACCCAUUUCAAUAUAAAUCUGAAAAAAGAAAAAUAAUGAAACAUGUAAAUUCUCUAUCUUUUAUUUUUAAUGAUUUUAAGAAUAAUUUAGAAGAUUUAGAAAAUACUUAUGAUAGCUUUUUAAGAUCAAUAAGUGUAUCUGAAGACACUCAUAAGCAUUUAAUAAAUAUGAAUGAUGAGAAAACUAUAAAUUUUAUAGAAGAGAUGAAUGAAUUAAAAAAUAAAUAUAAUAAAUUUAAAGAUAAAAUAGAUGAACAUUUAAAUAAUAAGAAAGAAGAAUUUGAUAAAACCUUAAAAAGUACAGUUCAAGAAUUUUUUUAUAAAUCUAUUAAUGAAUUAAAAGGAAUUAGUAAAUUUGUAAAAUAUAUAAAUUUGAAUGCAAGAAAUUUGAAUAAAAUAAUAAAAAAUUUGUUUUCAAAGGCAACACAUUUAAGUGAUAUAUAUGAAGAGAAUGUAAAUAAUAUAAAUGAGAUUGGAAAAGAUUAUUAUAAAAUGAAAUUAAAAACAUUAGGAAAUUUAUUAUUAUCUAAAUAUAAUAGUUAUAAUAAAAAGAUAAAAUUAAUAUCGAAUGAAAAAUAUAUAGAUAAUUGUUCAAAUAUUUUUUAUAUAGAAAUGUUAAAAGAUUAUUUACAAAAUAAUACAAAACAAAAAAUUACUAUGAUAGAUUUUUCUACUUUUUUAGAACAUUUAUCAUUUAUGGAAUUAUCAUAUUUUUUUAAUACUUUUUUAAAAAAUUAUGAAAAAGGUUAUAUAGUAUAUGUUAUUAAUAGAGUAAAAAUGAAUGAUUAUAAUAAUAAAAUGAUAUUUAUUGAAAUAGAUAAAUUAAUUGAAAUUGUAAACUUUAUAAAAAAAACAUAUGAACAAUUCAAAAUAGAUUAUAUUGUUAUACAUAUAUUUAAUAUGUAUAUAUCUGUUUUUAUAAAUGUUAAUAAUAUUUUAUAUCAUGUUAAUUAUGAUGUCUUCUUUAAAGAACAAUCAAUACAAUUAUAUAAUACAUAUAAUUAUGGAUACUUUUUUAUAAAUCAAAAAUUAAAUCAAAACAAAUAUCAUAAAAUUAAAGAACAUAUCUAUAUAUUAUAUUUAGGCCAUCGUACUUUUCAUGAUAAUUAUUUAAUAUAUAAUAGAAAACAAAUGAUACAAUUUAAAAAAAACAAUGCAAAAAAUAUUAUACAACAAAAUAAAACAAAUACAACCAAUUUAUUUCUAAAUAUGUAUCUUCUCAAAUUAGCUUCUGAAUAUAAUUUCUAUACUGAUUUUUUAAAACUCGAUCAUGAAUAUGUUUAUAAAUUCUCUGUAUAUAAUUGUAAUAUGAUAUUAGCAUAUGACUCUUUGAAUAAGUUUAAUAUACCAAACGAAAAAUUUACUCCACACUAUAAAGAUGUUUACAUUUUAGUCAUCAUCUACCCAGGAGAAAGCCUAGGAAUGUUGUGCAACUUCUUCAAUAAUUAUCUUUUUAGAGAAUCCAUUUUUAAUUUAAAAAAUGAAGAAUCCAACGUUCUUGAAAUAUAUUCAGAUGUAAACAGAUUAACAUUAAUUGCAAACAAUAAAACUAGACAUUAUUAUGUGAACACUAAAUAUGAAAUACCUUUAGAGCCUUUAGAAAAAAGUUUACAAAAAAUACAAAAUUGCUUGAAAUACUAUACAAAUAGUAAUUACAAUGAUUAUUUUGAUUAUUUGAAUAUUUUUUAUUUUAUAUCAUCCGAUGAAAUAUAUAUAUAA
This is a messenger RNA of Plasmodium adleri (nom. inval.), 1821 nucleotides long. RefSeq names its product conserved Plasmodium protein, unknown function. The record is from RefSeq and is a predicted model, not a curated record. Bases 1 to 1821 code for a protein of 606 amino acids. The transcript is spliced from 3 exons. Lineage: Eukaryota; Apicomplexa; Aconoidasida; Haemosporida; Plasmodiidae.